Messenger RNA from Trichosurus vulpecula (common brushtail), 1510 nucleotides. RefSeq names its product carbonic anhydrase 12 (gene CA12). The coding region runs from base 1 to 1065 and encodes 354 amino acids. Gene Ontology annotation, cellular component: plasma membrane. The transcript is spliced from 11 exons. Gene Ontology annotation, molecular function: carbonate dehydratase activity; zinc ion binding. NCBI's taxonomy places the organism in Eukaryota, Metazoa, Chordata, Mammalia, Diprotodontia, Phalangeridae. The record is from RefSeq and is a predicted model, not a curated record.
AUGCCAGACCGGAGCGUUAGUGCAGCUCGAGCCACUCUGCUUAUCCUUUUCUUAAAGGUGCAAACCUCUGUACCAGCACCACUUAAUGGAUCAAAGUGGGCCUAUGUUGGUGAUAAUGGAGAGAAAGCCUGGUCAAAAUCCUUCCCUUCCUGUGGAGGAAUGUCCCAGUCUCCCAUAGAUUUUGACAGUGACAACCUUGAAUAUGAUUCUACCCUCUCACCCUUAGUAUUAGAAGGUUACAACAUGUCUUCUAAUGAGCGGUUUACUCUGACUAACAAUGGACACUCAGUGAAAUUAUUUCUGCCUCCAAAUAUGUACAUUAAAGGCCUGGGUCCCAGAUAUACAGCAACAGAACUUCACCUGCACUGGGGCAAUCAGAAUAAUCCCCAUGGCUCUGAGCACACAGUUGAUGGGAAGCAUUUCGCAGCAGAGUUACAUAUUGUCCAUUAUGACUCGGACAACUACCCUAAUAAGUCCACUGCCAUGGACAAACCAGAAGGACUAGCUGUUCUGGCUGUUCUUAUUGAGAUGGGUUCCUUUAGUCCUUCCUAUGAUAACAUCUUCAGCCACCUUCAAGCUAUUAAGUACAAAGAUCAGGAAGUUCGAGUUCCAGGUUUUAAUAUCCAAGACCUUCUUCCUCAGAACUUAGACGAAUUCUACCGCUACCAAGGUUCUCUGACAACUCCUCCUUGUUUCCCCAGCGUGCUCUGGACAGUUUUCCGAAACCCUGUCCAAAUCUCCCAGGACCAGCUGAUGGCUCUGGAGACAGCUCUGUAUUGUACCUAUACAGAUGACCCCUCACCUCUGGAAAUGAUCGACAACUUCCGAAAAGUCCAAAAGUUUGAUGAAAAGCGUGUACGUGUCUCCUUCCGCCAAGACCAAGACCACGCAGGACUCAAUAUGGGAGUCAUCGUAUCUGUGGCAAUAGCUGGUGUUUUAGGAGUCUCUGUCAUCCUUGCACUAUCAAUCUGGCUUCUCCGACGAAAGAAGAGCAGCAAGAAAGAAGAAAACAAAGGAGUCAUUUACAAACCUGCUGUCAAGAAGGAGGCUGAUAUCAACCCCUGAGAACCUUUGACUCCUCUGAGGCCCUCAUCCAAGGGAGGAUCCUUGGCCUUGGACAGUUUGGGGCCGCUGGGCAUCCUCCAGAGCAGAUCCACCAGACACUUCCAUUGGUCUUGUUAUCUUGAUGUGACUUAAGUACUGAGUCAGGCGUCAAAAGUCAUCCCUUAAGUUUUCACUCUUGGUAGCUUCAAUAGGAAGAGUUUUCCUAUCAGGAAGCAUGAACACUGAGCCGUUGAUAUUGCAAUGAUCCGGAUUCUGGAGGCACACAUCCAGGCACACCCUGGUGCCCAGAGCAGAGCUUUCUACCUUUCCAGCUAGAUUAGCCCGACCACAUUCUGCUAAGGAACCUCUACAAUACCUUAAGGAUAACUAUAGGGUCACUAGACCACGUAUCAGGGAUUUACAUAUCAUGCUAUGCUCUUGCCACCUACUUUUAAAAAUAGAGCGC